UCUUUUUGCUUUCCCUGAAGAAGAACCAACAUAUACUACCUCUAGGUAGAUGUCGCGCUGGCUGGCUUGCUGCAUAUAUAUAUGUUUCUUUUAUUUUAUUUUUUUCGUCUGGUACGCUGUGCGCUGGAAGACCAACGAGAAACCUGGAAAUCGCAAUCCAGUGUGCGCUCAGCACCGGGUCAAUACAACCUCUUGAAUGGCAUAUAUAAUUCUUGCUGGAUAGUUCGCGCUGUAGGGAAGCAAGUAGCAUAUCGAUGGUAAGAAGGGUGGGCUCAUGAAUUCAAACUCGGCUGCUUUGUAUGGAGUCUCGUAUACUUUUAGUCGCUCAAAAUAUUUGCCCAUAUAUUCUGUUCCCGCAUUUUUGACUGGUGGGAGAUCAUCGAAAUCAACUAAUGCUACCUAGGUAUGUAUGUCUGUGAGAAAGCACUCACCGCCAGCAACUACCAUCAUGACUCUGCCAAUUGGAACAUUGAAUUGAUUGAAUGCACGGCAAGUUUGAAGAAUCAGUUCAUCAAUCCAUCACAUUCAUAGAAGGAACCUUAGCCUUUCUUGCAUUGUAUAACAUAGCCUGGAACUUAGUCCAGAAAUUCCGAGCAUUCAAAUGUCGACAUUUGGAUGUUUGGUGUACCUGGUCACGUGCUACCUAAUCUCCAGGGUUGAGUGCGAAUGUUUGACCUGUCUCUGACAUCAUACCCACUCAACCCUAUGUUGCUCUCCCUUUGAGGACAUCGGACGAAUCUGCGCAAACGCUUUGAUAACCUCUGCAACUAUGGCCUCUCGAUUAUUUGCUUACCGUUACUCUUCCUUGGCUACGCGGAAGGUUUUGUUAAAUCGAAGUACCAGGAUCGUCCCAACAAGACCAUCGGGAUUCGCGACGCCGCAAAAAUGGUACAGCAAAAUCAUUAAGAAGCCGCCAGUUGCAGGUCAAAAUUCGCAAAAUGCAGAGCCACACUCGCUUUCUGCGCGACUAAAAAAAUUGACGCGCGAAUAUGGCUACACAGUUAUGGGGGUAUAUCUUGCACUUUCGGUCAUCGACUUUCCAUUGUGCUUCCUCGCCGUGAAGCUGCUAGGCGAAAAGAGGGUGGCACACGCGGAGCACGUAGUUUUUAAUGGUGCCAGGAACGCUUUUUAUAAGCUGUUCCCGAAUGCACCUGGAAAAGAAGAGGAUGAGAAAGCUAUCGUUAGCGACUAUGCGCCCGAUCAAGGUACCGAUGCUGUGUCGGAAGUUGACGCCACUAUUUGGACCCAACUCGCCCUAGCAUUCGUCAUUCACAAGUCCUUCAUAUUUAUUCGGGUGCCUUUAACGGCAGCGGUGACUCCAAAGGUUGUCAAAACACUGCGCAGCUGGGGAUAUGACAUCGGAAGGAAAAAGAAACAAAUGUCCCGACCCAAUUCAACAUAAAACAUUAUGAUCACAAAACUAAAUGAUUGCGCUGUAAUUCUUAGAUGUACCAGCUACCGAUAUGUUAGCUGCAUAAUCGAAGGCCUUAGAAGAUGCGACUGUGUAAAUAUAUGUGAAAGCGAGGUUGCAAGCAAAACAGGAUUACAUUGAGGUGUGCGUAGACAGCGAAAUCUACAUAUGUACCCAAAGAACUGGCAGUAGUAGAUCUCACAAUAUCGGUCCAUGUUCACAGGCUGAUUUAUCUAUCUUCAUACAACAGGCGAUGAUAUCAAGAAGUCACCAUCUGUGGCACGAACC
Periconia digitata is the source of this 1699-nucleotide messenger RNA. The record is from the annotation of a GenBank genome assembly. NCBI's taxonomy places the organism in Eukaryota, Fungi, Ascomycota, Dothideomycetes, Pleosporales, Periconiaceae.